Messenger RNA from Xiphophorus hellerii (green swordtail), 768 nucleotides. RefSeq names its product multiple C2 and transmembrane domain-containing protein 1-like. The coding region runs from base 202 to 606 and encodes 134 amino acids. Gene Ontology annotation, biological process: regulation of neurotransmitter secretion. Gene Ontology annotation, cellular component: synaptic vesicle membrane. The transcript has 7 exons. Gene Ontology annotation, molecular function: calcium ion binding. Lineage: Eukaryota; Metazoa; Chordata; Actinopteri; Cyprinodontiformes; Poeciliidae. The record is from RefSeq and is a predicted model, not a curated record.
UGUUUGCUUCUUUCAUCUCCAGGGACCAGCGACCCAUAUGUGAAGUUUAAAAUCGGAGGGAAGGAAGUGUUCAGAAGCAAGACGAUCCACAAAAAUUUAAACCCAGUGUGGGAUGAGAGAGUUAUCCUUUUGGUGGAAACUCUCAGGGAGCCUCUAUAUGUCAAGGUGUUUGACUAUGACUUUGGACUUCAGGAUGAUUUCAUGGGGUCAGCAUAUCUACACCUGGAGUCACUGGAACAUCAAAGGACGCUGGAUGUGACUCUGGACCUGAAGGACCCACAGUACCCUGAGCAUGACCUGGGUAGCCUGGAACUCACCGUCACUCUGUCACCAAAGGAAGGAGACAUAAAGGAUGCUACCAUGCUUUUGAGAAGAAACUGGAAACGAUCUAGUAAGUAUCAGAGUAUGAGGCUCUCGGAUGUGCACAGGAAAGCCCAGCUCUGGCGAGGUAUCGUCAGCGUCAGUCUAAUCGAAGGUCGCAACCUGCAGCCCAUGGACGCCAAUGGCUUCAGUGAUCCUUAUGUCAAGUUCAGGAUGGGUCAUCAAAAGUACAAGAGCAAGACAAUUCCCAAAACACUAAACCCGCAAUGGAAGAGAGCAGUUUGAUUUCCAUCUGUAUGAAGAGCAGGGAGGCUACGUGGACAUCACAGUCUGGGACAAAGAUGCUGGCAAGAAGGAUGACUUCAUGGGCAGGUGUACUAUCGACCUGUCACUUCUCAGUAAAGAACAAACUCACAAGCUGGACUUGCCGCUGGAGGAAGGAGAAGG